GAUAUCGAUCGAUAAAUUCUCGCACGACCUGACGAAACGUUCGUCGGUUCGUCAAAAAGAUUCGCAAUGGCGCCGAGAUCGCGGGCCGUCCUCUUCCUCAUCGCCGCUGUCCUCGCGGCGGUAGUCGCCUCUGCGUCCGCGGAGGACGCGAAGCCGACCAUCCUGACUCCUGUGGCGAACACCCCGCUGGGCUCAUUCGAGGGCGCUGACGGACCUGUGGCCGACGACGCCAUGGAAGACGAGGACGCCGCGCCCGUCGGGGCGCCCAUUGGCACCACCAUGACUGAGCCCAAGCCGGAGCUCGCCAACGCGCCCCCGGGAGCCACCGAAGCUGAAGGUGAUGAUGCAGCCGCCAGUGGUGCUGCCUCCGUCCUCGUGGGGGCUUCUGUUGCUGCCUUCGCCGGCGUCGUUGCCGCGGCGUUUGCCUUCUGAGGACGCAGCCAAGAUUUAUGCUUGCAUGUGCGCGGUCUUGAUUAGAAGAGUGAACCAAUGCAGGUUCUGAUGUGUUGUUGUACUCUCAAAUUAGGUGCAUCACCCUACCAUUCAUGUCUUUUGUUGCUUUCUCCUUCCAUCCAUGAACUUCCAUUUACCAACCAGCUUUGUUAACCUAUUGACAAUCCACUAGUAGAAUUUUAAUCACAUGUAUAAAUCCCUGGUCAUGUAGUUUCAUUCAAUAUAUGUUCGUCGUGGAUA
Molecule: messenger RNA, 693 nt
Organism: Brachypodium distachyon (stiff brome)
Lineage: Eukaryota; Viridiplantae; Streptophyta; Magnoliopsida; Poales; Poaceae
Exons: 1
Coding region: 67-432 (121 amino acids)
Source: RefSeq, a predicted model, not a curated record